Messenger RNA from Scylla paramamosain (green mud crab), 1101 nucleotides. Its product is annotated as fibrocystin-L-like. Lineage: Eukaryota; Metazoa; Arthropoda; Malacostraca; Decapoda; Portunidae. The transcript is spliced from 4 exons. The record is from RefSeq and is a predicted model, not a curated record. Bases 572 to 1048 code for a protein of 158 amino acids.
GGAAUUUUCUUGCUAACAGUGUGCCUGAAUCUAAUUCUGUUGAUGGUUUUAGGUACAGUUUGUCCAAUUUCUCAGGUGUACAUCUGUUUGAUUCUUGCUGGUGACAUAUACGCUGUGCUGCUAGUCAGAUUUAUUAUUUAUCUUGGGCUGAUGGCACACUUGCCAGGCAGUUAGAUAAGCAUGUACAGACUUUGGUGUCUUUUUGAUAGUGGUGGUGAGCUGACCCUGAACUGGCCCUGAAGGGGUUCUCUCUUGUGAGACCAGCCAGGUAAAAAAUAUGUUGAAAUGUAGCCACAUUUACUAUUGUGAAGUAUUUACUAUUCUUUUCAUUUCUUCUCUGUUCACAGGUGCUCUGGAAAAUCAAUUCAAGGCUAAUUAUUAUUUUUUCUUUAUUCAUUAUCCACAGUUGCCUUGGAAAGUGCAUUCCUGGCUGAGUGUGGUGCGUGUGCCUGCUACUCGUGUGGUGGUGCUGCUGCUGCGUGAAGCCUCUGCCGUGGGAACCCACCACAAAUAGCUAAUGGAUUCUGUAUGACGGGAUCAGCAGCAGACAGAAUUGCAGUGAUGUAUUAACAUGCCUAGGGCCUUUGUUGGAAGCAUCCCCUGUGAUAUAGUGGACGAGAACCUGGAGCUCUAUGACACACUGACAAGGGAGAAGGUUACUUGUCGCUCCAAGGCUAAGCUGGUUGGCCCCAUGAACGCCACUGUCUACGUUACUGGAAGAGGGGCAUCUGAAGUGACCAAGACAGGAAUGUAUGUGGACUCCCAGGACAGAUUGUACCAGUUCCAUACAUAUGCUGGUAUGCGCAAUGUGAGUCCUCUCAGGGGGUCCUCUCAGGGCGGCACGCUGUUCACUAUUGAUGGUGCUGGCUUUGACCCAUACAAGGAGCAGACCAAGGUGUUGGUGGGGGGUGCUCAGUGUGCCAUCCAGGACAUCACUGAUGAGCAAAUUCGGUGCCUCACUCCAACCCAAGGGAAGGCCUCGGCCGGCUCAGGUCAGUUCACUGUCUUGCUGGUCAUCACUGUACAGGGAGUCCUCAGUUUACAGUGAUCUCAGUUUCUGCCGUUUUGGGGGUGCGAUGCAGGCAGUUCUUCCCCCCCCCU